AUGAAAGAAGUAGAAGUUGAUAAUAGUACUUGUUAUAAUUUGACGUAUUUUAAAGAUAUUAUGAAAGAAUAUAGAAAGAUAGAUGAUAACAUUAUUUUAAGGAUGAAUACAACGGAUACACACUCAGAACAAGCGUGCGCAGAAUUCUUUAAACAAUUGACUAAAGCUUAUUCAAAACGAGAACAAAUUAUAAAUCAGUGUUUAAAGGAAUUAGAAAAAAAGCAAAAAGCACUGAUAGAUGAUCCGUAUGAUAACGAUCUAAAGAAUCAAAUGUUUGUAGAAGAAUCCAAGCGACGAAUGAUUGGUAAUGAAAUCACCGUAGAAGAAAUAGUAAGAGAUAGAAGUUUGACAGUAUUUAAGAACAAAUGUCGAAUGUUUCAUAUUCCCAAAGAAAUUUCCGAAAUUAUUAAUAGACAAUGA
This is a messenger RNA of Cetraspora pellucida, 420 nucleotides long. NCBI's taxonomy places the organism in Eukaryota, Fungi, Glomeromycota, Glomeromycetes, Diversisporales, Gigasporaceae. The record is from the annotation of a GenBank genome assembly.